AAAAGCACCUUCAUAGAUGGCCCAUAAUAUGUCCCCUCAUUUAGACCCCCCAAAGAUGUGAUUUUCAUCUUUCUCUCCACUGCACUAUCCCAUUUUUUUCACUUUCUUUUUUUGUUUUUUGUUUUUUAAAAUUAAAAUACCCCAAGUGUUCAGACAAAGAACCAAAAAAUCAUGUCAGAUGGUGUAGCAAAAGAUUCUGCUGAAGGGUCUUCACGAUCCUCCGGUAACCACCAGCAGCAGCCACAGCCGGCACCUUUGAGUCGAUAUGAGUCGCAGAAACGGCGAGACUGGAACACUUUCGGUCAAUAUUUAAAGAACCAGAGACCACCGGUUCCACUAUCACAGUGUAACUGUAACCAUGUGCUUGAUUUCUUAAGGUAUCUUGAUCAGUUCGGGAAAACUAAAGUUCACCUACAUGGUUGUGUCUUCUUUGGACAACCUGACCCGCCUGCUCCUUGUACUUGUCCUUUAAGACAAGCUUGGGGAAGCCUCGAUGCACUGAUCGGACGGUUAAGAGCUGCUUAUGAAGAGCACGGUGGAUCACCGGAGACUAACCCUUUUGGAAAUGGAGCAAUUCGGGUUUAUUUGCGUGAAGUAAGGGAGUGUCAAGCUAAAGCUAGAGGGAUCCCAUAUAAGAAGAAGAAGAAAAGGAAGCAUCAAAUUAAACCCAAUAACGUCGAUGAAGAGGCUAAAUCAUCAUCCAAGCAAUUGCCUUCUUAGCUCCAUAGCUUUGCCCAUCUUCAAAACAAAUUAUGGAUGACAAGGCAAAAGCAGAGAGGGGAGAGAGGAAAGGUACAGAAAAAGGCAAAAAAGGUUGAAAGUUUAAAGCAAGGGUUGCAUUGAGGCAUGGCACUUAACAAGGUUAUUUUACCUAUUUAAUGUUGGUUGUCAUGCUAUAAAUCUAUUUUACAUAUAUCAUCACCUUGUAAUCUAAGUUUUAUACUUAGCAGCAUAAUGUAUAUUAAAUUAGACCUUAGACGUAUAAAAUAAGGAUAUAUCAACAUUAAUAACGUUUACUUUUGUCUUA
Molecule: messenger RNA, 1027 nt
Organism: Gossypium arboreum
Lineage: Eukaryota; Viridiplantae; Streptophyta; Magnoliopsida; Malvales; Malvaceae
Product: protein LIGHT-DEPENDENT SHORT HYPOCOTYLS 10
Exons: 2
Coding region: 172-720 (182 amino acids)
Biological process (GO): response to light stimulus; mRNA transcription
Cellular component (GO): nucleus
Source: RefSeq, a predicted model, not a curated record